Molecule: messenger RNA, 1666 nt
Organism: Galleria mellonella (greater wax moth)
Lineage: Eukaryota; Metazoa; Arthropoda; Insecta; Lepidoptera; Pyralidae
Exons: 1
Coding region: 59-1666 (535 amino acids)
Source: RefSeq, a predicted model, not a curated record
CGAUUCAAUUAAAUCUAAAUAGUAGUAGAGAGUAAUCAAAUAUUGUUGUAAGGAAAUUAUGAUAAGGUUUCCUAUUGCAGGUACAAAUCAAAAUUAUGAAGAAACAAAUGCAUUGAAGCAAAAUGUUAUCGUAGGUCAAGUUUGGCUACAUGAGCCUAAUACAAAUAUAGUACAAAUAACUGAAUUAGACUCUUACGACUCAGAUAUUGCAGACAAAGAGAGACAAAAUGUUUUCAACAAUGUGUGUAGUUAUGUUAACAAUGAUCGAUUCAAAGUUGAUUCUGAUUUUGAAGAAGAAAAAUGUAAAAUAAAUAAUAAAGCCAGAGAUAAAAGACGUUUAAGAAACAAAAUUUUUAAUAACGUUCCUAUGUCACCAACAGAUUCAGACACUGGGAUUCAUGUGACAGACUUUACACAUACAAGGAGAAACAUUAAAAAAGCAAAUCAACAAGUUAACUGUUUUACUAUAAUUAAUAAACAUUAUGUCAUUAAUAGUGAUUCUUCUACAGAUAGUGAAAUAUAUACUAAAGAUCAAAAGCACAACCUACCAGAACACUAUGAAUGUAGUAGUAAUAAAAAUACAUCUUUUGACGAAUCCCUUACAUAUGAACACAAUAUGGAUAGGGAUAAACAUACAAUAUUGAUAUAUUCUUUUAAAAACAAACAUUUAUUCUCAGAAAACAACUCAGAAACAAUGAAUAUUUCUAUUAAUGAGAGUAGCUCCACGUCAAAUUCCAUAGAAAAUAUUGGAAAUAACUUAAAAGAGAUACCUCUAGACUCUUCCAGAAUACCUACCCCAAUUCCUGGCACAUAUGUCCCUAGAUUAAACUUAUCGAUACCACCAUCAUUGCCAAAUGUUACAGAAGUUACUGAAUCGAAGUAUCCCUCAAACGAAACUAUAAAAUCUGAUUGGAAAAUAAGAAAGAAAUCAAUAAACAGCUGGUUUACAGACAUAUCGGCAUAUGCAAGGGAGAAAAUAAUUGAUAACGAAGAAAAUUCUGAAAAACUGAACAUAAUAAACUGGAUGGCUCUAUCACCAAGAGAAAAGAGACGAACGUCAAAAGCUUCUGUUCCACGAUCAAACCUUGCGCCAGUUAUCGAAUCUAAUUUCGAGUUUGUAACAAAUAAAAAAACAGAAAAUAUUAAUGGCAAUGAUGUGGAAUUUUCAAGAAAGCACGACAAUAUUUACACGGUUGAAAGAAUACCAGUAAAAAAUGAAAAUUUCAAGGUAUCUUUUGAAGAGAAAAAUGACACAGACGACAGAGGUGAUCAUGAUGAACACAAAUAUUUGCGUAAGCCACAAAUAAAAUGUACACCGAAAACUAUUAAAAAUUUUUCUGAAAUAACAGAACCCAUUGAAAAACUAGAUAGCAGUAAGUGGAUUAUCCACAAUCGAUUAACUUCGCAAGAUAAAAAUAUUGAUUGCAAUUUAGAUAAUAUUGACAUAAUAAACAACUCAGAAGCACAAAAUGAAAUAAGUGCUAGUUAUAGGCUAUGGAAUAAUAAUAUGUCCCUUUUAAAACCCGCCGAAUGGUCUGAAUAUUUCCCAAUGGUGGAUAGUGUACCUUCUAUAAAUUUAUCUUUCGACAUCGAUUCACUAGAAGAGCAGUCUUGUAUUAGCCGAUUAGUUAGAUGUUUUCAAUGCUGUAAAUGGUUAAAAAUAUGA